AUGCGGCAGUGGAGCAACGCGGAGCUGAUGGAGCUCGCAGCGGCUGUCGUUUUCUGCCGGCGCAGCGGGGAAGUCACGUGGCGGAGAGGCAGCAGGGGGAACGCUUACUGGCGGCAGGUGUGGCGCGUGAUCCGGCGGGGGAAUCCCGAAUGGCGGCGCAUCCCGACGGCGAUGUCGCAGCAGUGGAAGCGCAUGAAAUCGCGAUACGACGCGGAGACGCUCGACCCGCGGCGGAAGCGGCAGCGGCGGCGGGGGACGGGGCGGUGUCCCGCAAAUGGGAGGGCGGGCGCGGAGCAGCUGGCGGGGGGCGCGGGGCAGCAUACGGGGAACGCGGAGCAGCUGGGGGGGGACGCGGAGCAGAGAGGUGGCGCGGGGCAGCAGGCGAGGGACGCAGAGCAGCGGGCAGGGGGCGCGGGAGGACAGCAGGCGGAGAGCGCGGAGCAGCAGGCAGGGGGCGCGGAGCAGCAGGCGGGGGCGUCGGUUCAGCAGCGGCAGGGAGGGUCUACUAACGUGGAUGAGCGACCCGUAGCAGGGGGGAGCACAUUCGAGAGGAAUGGGUGGAAUGAGCACAUUCAAGCUCAACCGGCGUGGUUUGAAUACAUUCGCAUGUUCUACCGGACUGAGCUGCAGGCGAGGAGAGACGUUGCUGUGAAAAGGACUAGAAGAGCAGCUAGAGCGUCAGCAGCAGCUGUUGUCGCUACGGCCUUUACUGCACCGAAACAGCCUGCUGAAAUGCCAGCGUAUGCGUUUCCUGAGAGCAUUGGUUUAGGCAACCUGCUGCGCCUGCCUGGUAACAGGGUUACGUUUGCUGCUGGCGCUACAGCCCCCCUGCCCGCUACAGCCCCUCGACUUGCUACAGCAGCCCUGCCUGCUACAGCCCCCCUGGCUACUACAAAUUUCCAGCCGACAAGUUAUGAGCUUUCUGCAGCCUACAGACAAGCGGCAGCGGCACCGGGUAAUUUGGCUGCUGGGGGCGGCUCACUGCGUGGUAGGGCUGGUAGAAAGGAGCAGCGGGAGCGGAAUGAGGGAAGAUUUGCAAUGAGGGGAACGGAGGGGCUCACAGGAGGCGGAACGGAUCCGAGCGCAGGGGUUGUGGGCGAGAGGGUGGGUGAGAGGGUGGGGGAGAGAUUGACUGCAGCCAUGGGUGCUGCUGUGAGAAAUGUGUGCGCUCAGUUUGAUGAGCUUACUCGGGAGUUGCUGCAAGAUGCUAAUUCAAGAUUUGAGGAGCUGUCGCAGCGAUUGGCGGAGAAUGCUUGUGUGCAAUUUGAACAGUUUGCGAAGGAAUUAAUGGAGGAGACAGGAGCGAGGAGCAAACAGCUCACUGGGGACUCGGGAGUUGCGUUUGAGAAUUCUCAAGAGGAGCUUAUUCGGCUCUCGGGAGCUUCUGGAGGAAGCGUCUCGCCGUUUGAGGAGCUGUCACAGCGAUUGGCGGAGGAUUCUUUCAUGCAAUUUGAGGAGAUUGCGAGAGUUGAUGGCCGAGACUGUGGGGGGGGCUGGCCAGGCCGGAGUGAUGAGGGCAAGAGGCCCUCCUGGGCCUGCCUGGUCAGCCCCCCCUCACAGUCCGAGGAGUUGUCGCAGCGAUUGGCGGAGGAUGCUUCCGUGCAGUUGACUAAACAGAAGAGCACUGCUGCUGUGAUAUUUGAUGCUACUUGGCAGCAUUGGCGGCUCAUUUCUAACCAAUGGAUUUCCGUCGAGCCAUCGUCGCCAGCCACCAUGACGACUGUCGCCGACUUUCACUCCACGCGCUACACCAGCUGGUGCCCGGAGCGCAAAGAAAUCGAGCGAUGGGCGAGCACUGUCGCGGAAGGCGGAGCUCCCAAGGACUGCCGUUUCCAGCCGCUGACGCUGCUGCCAGAGGAUCAAGAGAACGGGGAGGCUUGUAACGAGUACGACUACGCGGCGUGCGCGGAGGAGGAUCUCGACGCGUACCUCGAGUCGCUUCCGAAGUCGACCCGAUGGACAGAGCUGGAGGCGUCCUGUGCGUGGCUGGACCAGGCCAACAUCCGCAUUGAGGAGUUGGAUCUCACGCACGGGCUGCCGGAGCACCUCGCGUGUCCCCAAGCUCGCCGCGCCAUAAGCACCACCACCCAUCACUCCGCUCCCUCUCAUCCUCUCUCCUGA
Closterium sp. Yama58-4 is the source of this 2121-nucleotide messenger RNA. NCBI's taxonomy places the organism in Eukaryota, Viridiplantae, Streptophyta, Zygnematophyceae, Desmidiales, Closteriaceae. The record is from the annotation of a GenBank genome assembly.